Molecule: messenger RNA, 1784 nt
Organism: Musa acuminata AAA Group (dessert banana)
Lineage: Eukaryota; Viridiplantae; Streptophyta; Magnoliopsida; Zingiberales; Musaceae
Product: UPF0481 protein At3g47200-like
Exons: 2
Coding region: 221-1657 (478 amino acids)
Source: RefSeq, a predicted model, not a curated record
CGAAAACCACCCCAACUCCCAAAACACUUACUCCAGUCUAUAUAACACAUAUGAUUCACGGUUUUCUGUAUUGUUUUGUCUGGAUCAGAUAUGGUGAGAGCCAGCGUGCGUGCAAUUUAGACUCGCCGUUUCUCUACAACUAUUAGGUGGAUAUUUUGCCCGCACAUUCAUGAAUGCAAUCAAUCGUGAAUUCCCUUCGUUUCUCUAAAAGAACUAAAACAUGGAAGAGGCCCUAAAAGGUUGGGGGAGAAGAAACGAGGAAAAAGAAAUGAGUACUGCAGGGGAGCAGAUUAAGAUAACUAUAGAUCGAGGCUGGGUUGUCUCAUUGAAGGACAAGUUGAAGGUAACAGAAGGGCCGGCUUGGCGCACCGAACAGCCGACCAUCUUCAGAGUCUUACCACACUUGCGAGGGAUCGAACCAAAGGCAUACGAGCCAACGAUCGUUUCGCUCGGCCCCUUCCACCGCCACAAGUCUCACCUGAAAGCCAUGGACCACCUGAAAUGCAAGUAUCUCAGCAAAUUCCUUGGCCGAAACCCCGAGAAGCCCCUGGAAGACUACCUCAAGUUGAUCAAGGAGAACGAGCAGCAAGCACGUAUGGCCUACUCAGAAGAAGUGGAGAUGAGUAGCGAUGACUUCGUCCAAAUGAUGCUGCUUGACUGCUGUUUUGUGAUUGAGACCAUAUUGUCAGAGGGAGAAGGACAAGCCACAAUAUGGUCGCUAUCACCGGUGUUGGUGCGUGAUAUGUUGAUUCUGGAAAACCAACUCCCUUUCUGUAUCCUCCAGCCUCUGUUCGACUCUACUUUUCUUCGCCAAUCCCUUGACCUCAGUAGUUUGAUACUUGCUUUCCUCAGAAAGGCCGUAAGCAUCAGGACGGAAAAUCCCUCCGGCAAAAAAUCAUUUCACCAUACACUCCAUCUUUUCCAUUCUUGCAUCCUCCCAGCAAAUGACCGAGAUGGCAGUGAAUCCUCCGCAUCCCUCUGCCACAACCUCAGCUGUCUGCAGAACGUGUUCCCCGUGUCCUUUUGGCUCUCGUCGUGGCUACACAAAUUAUCAUGCUGCUCUAGAGACGAUCAGGAGGAGACAAAUAUGCUUCUGGACUGGAUUCCAAGUGCGACACAGCUCACGGAGGCUGGCGUCCAUAUCAGGAAGAAGGAGGAGGCUAAGAGCUUUCUGGACAUCACCUUUCGGGAUGGGAAGAUGGAGAUCCCACAGCUUCAGGUUGAUGACGCCACCAACACCCUCCUCAGGAACCUCAUAGCAUUGGAGCAGUGCUACAAGGAAGCCAGACCUCUUGUCACGUCCUACGCGGGACUCAUAGAUUGCAUCAUCGAUACUGCUGCCGACGUCGCAUUGCUCCAACAAAGUAAAAUCAUUAUUAGCGGUAUGGGCAGCGGCGAAGAGGUCGCUACUCUCUUCAACCAACUUUGCAAGGAGGUAAUUAUUGACGACCCCGGUAGUAGCCACUUUUCAAGAAUCUACAAAGAAGCCAAUAAGCACUACGACGCCAGAUGUAACAAAUGGCGAGCAAGGUUGAAUCAUGAUUACUUCAGUAAUCCUUGGGCGAUUGUCUCGGUGGCUGCAGCUAUCUUUCUCUUCAUUCUCACCAUAACUCAGACCGUUUACGCAGUACUGAGCUAUGUUCAGCAAACUAAAUAGUCAUCAUGGUCUGUAUCAUUCGUUGGUUUGUAUGAACCAUGUAAUGGUCUCUACGUUUAUCUUUAAAGGUGUUUGCGCCAUGUACACGCGGAUGUCAUAUCGUCAACAAGCUUAAAAUUUUCAAUCA